AUGAAGGAAAUGGAUAAGAUAAUGUUAUUUGUAGUUUUUAACGGAAGAUGGAAUGCAAACAACAAAUACAUUGAUCAUGAAGUGAAAAUAUUGAUGGUGGAAAAGGAUAUCAAGUAUGUGGAAUUGGUAAACAAGAUAUACAAAGAGCUCAGAUUGAAUGAAAGAUUGAUUUCAACAAACUUGAUUUUUGAUGCAAAUAUGGAUACAAGCAAAGGAAUGAAGAUAGAAAGUGAUGAGAAUUUACAAGUUUAUCUAAACUUGAACAAGACUGUGGAAGAGUUGAAAAAAUGUCCUCUCAUCGUUGAAGUAGAACAGAGAAAUCAAACCAUUUCUUUGCCAAGAGAAGCUAGCAUUCCAUCUGCUUUAGCAAGCAAUGCAACAAGUCACAGUUUGACUCUCACAGACCCCAAUACGAAUACUGCAAGCACUAGCAAGAUGAAGAGUGCCUCAACACAAGAAUCCAACAAAAUUACAGAACACGGGCAAGAAGCUCAAUCACCUCUGCAUGUGUUGCCGAAUAUGGAGAUUGAAGACAUAAGACUCAAUUAUGUUUUCAAGAAUAAGACUGAUCUAAAACAUACACUUGCGAAUAUAGCCAUCAAGAAACACUUUCAGUACAGAAUUCAAAAAUCAUGUUCAGAAGCAUUUUGGGCAAAAUGCAUAGAUGAUAAUUGUGGCUGGUAUGUACGUGCAAGAAGCUCAAAAGUAUCAGACUACUUUCGAGUUAUCAAAUACCAUAAACACCACACAUGCUCCAUAAAUCACAGAAAUUUUGAAAAUAGACAAGCAAGUGCAAAAGUCAUCAGUAGUUACUUCAAAGAGAAGUUUCGUGACCCAGGAUCAACCUAUCGACCAAGGCAAAUAAUAAGAGACAUGAGAGAUGAACAUGGGGUAGGUGUAACAUACAAUAAAGCCUGGAGAGCAAAAACACUUGCAGCUGAUGAUGUUAGAGGGUCAAAUGAGGAAAGUUAUGCAUUGUUGCCUUCAUAUUUGUAUAUGCUACAGUUGGCCAACCCAGGAACUAUCACAAGAGUAUGUAAAGAUGAAGAAAACAGGUUUAAAUACAUGUUUAUUGCUUUUGGGGCUUCAUUAGAUGGAUGGAAGCAAUGUAGACCAGUUAUAGUGGUAGAUGGAACAUUUUUAAAGAUGAAAUGUGGAGGUACACUGUAUGCAACUUGUGUUAAAGAUGGAAACAAUCAAAUUUUUCCGCUCGCCUUUGGAAUUGGGGAUUCAGAAAAUGACAAUGCAUGGAUAUGGUUCUUUACAAGACUAAAAGAAGCAAUAGGAGAUCGAGAAAACUUGUGCAUAGUAUCUGACAGGCAUAAAAGCAUCAAAAAUGCAGUUGAACAAGUGUAUCCUGAUGUAUAUCAUGGAGUUUGUCUUUAUCAUUUGAAGCAAAAUCUAAGGACUAAGUUUAGGGGAUUACAUGUGCAUGCCAUAUUUGAAACUGCUUCAAGAGCGUACUCAGCUCAAGAAUAUUAUUUUUCCAUGGCUGAAUUAUAG
Humulus lupulus (European hop) is the source of this 1503-nucleotide messenger RNA. RefSeq lists its product as uncharacterized. The coding region runs from base 1 to 1503 and encodes 500 amino acids. The transcript is spliced from 3 exons. Lineage: Eukaryota; Viridiplantae; Streptophyta; Magnoliopsida; Rosales; Cannabaceae. The record is from RefSeq and is a predicted model, not a curated record.